AUGGCCAACAAAUAUGAUAUGUUGCAGGCUGUUAGUGCUAAAAAUUUAGAUUGGUCAUUUAAUGUAUGGGUGGCUAGACUCUGGAUUGUUCCUCAAAGAGAAGAUCAAAAUUCAAUUUCCACUAUAGAAAUGGUCCUAUGUGAUUAUGAGGGUAACAGGAUACAAGCUUCAGUACCCAGGUCAUUAUCAAAAGAUUUCAUCCAUGUCAUUAAGGAGGGUGAAAUUAAAAAUACUAUCAGUUGCACUUUAUUUGGUGAAUUAGUUGACCGUAUUUCUCCUUUUCUUGAACGAGAAUCUCCUGAACCUCUAAUUGUAGUUUUCCAAUUGUUUCGACCUCGCAUUUACAAAGGCAACAGGAGUAUUCAAAGUUCAUUUUAUGCAUCUAACAUACAUAUCAAUCCUCCAAUAUUGGAGGUUAAUGAGUUCAAGAAGAAAUUACUUGCUUUUGGGUCAUCUGAAUCGCAAAGAAUCAGUCACAUAUCCUCUCGAGUUUACCACUCGCCAAUUGAAGAGCUUAGCAAAAGAUUGGUCCCUGUAAAGAGAAUCGAGGAUGUCCUGAAUUCUACAGAUGGAGGUGUAUUAUGGAUUCUUGGUCCAAUUGUUGCAUUGGAUGUUGGCAAGGAUGAUUGGUUUUACGCUGCUUGCAUAGUGUGCCAGAAAAAAGCUAAACCAAUAGGAGAUCACUUUAGUUGUGAUUUUUGUGUGAAGGAAGGAGUACCUGUAUCUUUGAGAUAUAGGCUAAAAGCAUAUGUUACCGAUGGCAGUGGUAGCCUAUGCGUUGUUAUUUGGGAGAAUGAGGCCAAAUCAAUAGUUGGAAUGGAAGCCAAAACUGUUAGAGCUAAAUGCCAGGAAGAUAACUCCAAUAACUAUCCCAGCGACCUUGAUGUAAUAUUGGACAAGAAGAUGUUGUUCAAGAUCAAUAUUAAAGCUAACAAUAUCACUGGAACUGAUGUGGUUUAUAAUGUUACAAGGAUCUGUGAUGACCAUGAUACUAUAAAAAAGUAUACUCAUGAGCUUGAUGAAGAUUCUGGAUCUUUGGUGGACGAUAGUUUAACUAACAAUUCUUUUGAGCCUAUUCAUAGUCUUGGAGAUGAUCGUUCUAUUUCUCUUUGCCAAGAGUCAGUGAAUGAAACCAUUACCAUCGAUAGCCUUAGGUCAUCAAAUAAGAGACUUUCAAGUGAGGUUAUACAACAAGUUGCUGUUGAUCUUGACAAAGACAGAUACCCGCAAGCAUCGGCUACAAAAGUGUUAAAGAGGAAGGAUAAGAAAAUUAAGGACUAA
Molecule: messenger RNA, 1281 nt
Organism: Arachis stenosperma
Lineage: Eukaryota; Viridiplantae; Streptophyta; Magnoliopsida; Fabales; Fabaceae
Exons: 9
Coding region: 1-1281 (426 amino acids)
Biological process (GO): DNA recombination; DNA repair; DNA replication
Cellular component (GO): nucleus
Molecular function (GO): DNA binding
Source: RefSeq, a predicted model, not a curated record